UUGAAACAAAAGAGUGUAAAUAUACUUACGAAAAAAACUUCAGGGGCAUCAACAAAAUACAUUUUUGAAUGUGAUGGUUGUAGAAAAAAAUUUUCAACAAAAGACAUUCUCGCCAAACACAUUUCAUACAGUCAUAAGACGCAAAAGAACCAAAAGAACAUCACUGCAGUUCGGACACAAGUUGAACAAACUCCAGUACCACAACUAACGGAAAUAUUUAAUUGUGAUAUUUCCGAAUUUAAAACAACUCAAAAACGUUGCAUUUUGGCACAUCUUAACGCGCACGUCGCUGAACAAGUGUACUGUUGUAAUAAUUGUGAUUAUAAAUGUAUUAGAAAAGAUAAUUUGCAGAGACAUAUGAAAAUACAUACUGGAGAAAAACCUUUUUCAUGUAAUAUCUGUGAGUAUCAAUGUAUUCAAAAAAGUGAUUUGCAAAGGCAUAUGAAAAUACAUACUGGAGAAAAACCUUUUUCGUGUCUUAUCUGUAAAUAUCAAUGUAUUCGUAAAAGUCAUUUGCAAAGGCAUAUGAAAAUACAUACUGGAGAAAAACCGUUUUCAUGUAAUAUCUGUGAAUAUAAAUGUAUUAGAAAAUAUGUGUUGCAAACACAUAUGAAAAUACAUACUGGAGAAAAACCUUUUUCAUGUAAUAUCUGUGAGUAUCAAUGUAUUCAAAAAGGUGAUUUGCAAAGGCAUAUGAAAAUACAUACUGGAGAAAAACCUUUUUCAUGUAAUAUCUGUGAAUAUAAAUGUAUACAAAAAAGGAAUUUGCAAAAGCAUAUGAAAAUACAUACUGGUGAAAAACCGUUUUCAUGUAAUAUCUGUGAAUAUAAAUGUAUUAGAAAAGAUGUGUUGCAAACACAUAUGAAAAUACAUACUGCAGAAAAACCUUUUUCGUGUCUUAUCUGUAAAUAUCAAUGUAUAAAACAAAGUCAUUUGCAAAAGCAUAUGAAAAUACAUACUGGUGAAAAACCUUUUUCAUGUAAUAUCUGUGAAUAUAAAUGUAUAGAUAAAAGUAAUUUGCAAAGGCAUAUGAAAAUACAUACUGAAGAAAAACCUUUUUCGUGUCUUAUCUGUAAUUAUCAAUGUAUAAAAAAAAUUUAUUUGCAAAAGCAUAUGAGAAUACAUACUGGAGAAAAACCUUUUUCGUGUCAUAUGUGUGAAUAUCAAUGUAUUCAAAAAAGUAGUUUGCAAACACAUAUGAAAACACACACUUGA
Molecule: messenger RNA, 1215 nt
Organism: Parnassius mnemosyne (clouded apollo)
Lineage: Eukaryota; Metazoa; Arthropoda; Insecta; Lepidoptera; Papilionidae
Source: the annotation of a GenBank genome assembly